Molecule: messenger RNA, 2722 nt
Organism: Apodemus sylvaticus (European woodmouse)
Lineage: Eukaryota; Metazoa; Chordata; Mammalia; Rodentia; Muridae
Gene: Dact2
Product: dishevelled binding antagonist of beta catenin 2
Exons: 4
Coding region: 41-2299 (752 amino acids)
Biological process (GO): negative regulation of nodal signaling pathway
Cellular component (GO): cytoplasm
Source: RefSeq, a predicted model, not a curated record
GCAGCGGGGACGCGCCGCGCGGUGGUUGAGCGUCCGGGAGAUGUGGGCACCGAGCGGCCCGGGGCCCGCGGGCUGGGACCGCCGCAGGGUGGGCGCGCGACUACGGGCAGCACUGGCCGGGCUGCAGGAGCUUCAGGGGCUGCGCGCCACGCAGCAAGCGCGCGUGCGGGGAGCCCUGGGCCUGCACCCUGUGCCAGGGCCCCGCGGCCAGGAGCUACGGCUGGAGGCGGCGCUGGCCGCGCUACGGGAGCAGCUGUCACGGCUGAGGAGACAGGAUGCCGGCCUGAAGACGCACUUGGACCAGCUGGAUCAGCAGAUCAGUGAACUGCAGCUGGAUGUGAGCAGGUCUUCCUGCGAGGCCUUGGACAGUGACAGCAGGCCCAGUUCAGGUUUCUACGAGCUGAGUGAUGCUGGUUCCUGCUCUCUGUCCACCUCCUGUGCAUCUGUCUGCAGUGACCGUCUAUCCCCCUCCCUGGGCAGCUGGCUGCCUGCGCUUCAGCCCUCAAAGUCCAGGUCUGGCAUGGGGGACUGGCGACCCCGCUCUGCUGAUGAGACCACUGUCCCUGCAUGGAGCCCACAGCCCCCAGAAGAUGGCAGGCUCCCGCGUGGCGCAGAGGGCACAGGCCGGCUGAGGGGCAUGUUCCGGCCCAGACCGGUGUCUACAGGCGAUCUCGAGAGAGUCCUUCCGGCUGACGCGGGGCUCCAGAGAGCUAGCAAUGAAUCUGCACAUCUCCUGUGCCAGGGGAUCGAGAUCCCAGCCCACCCACUGGACCCCAAGUACCAGCGCGAUCUGGUGGCCAGGGGAGGCCAGGAGGUGUACCCGUAUCCCAGCCCCCUCCAUGCGGUGGCUCUGCAGAGUCCUCUCUUUGCUUUGCCUAAAGAAACCCCAUGCUUUGACAUCUACUCACCUCCCCAGGAGCCGCCUCUGGUCCCUGUCGAGGAAAACAGGACUCAGACUGAGCGGGUCCGUGAGCCCGGCUCAGCCGAAGCCUACAUCCACAGGCUAUUGGGUCUGCGGGGCCAAGAGCAGGGAAGCGACACAGCUGCUCUUCCACAGAAGCCCCGUGGCCAGAGGUUGGAGAGUAACCGUCAGCUGGAGAAGCCAGCCUGUGGAGCUGACAGGGGAGGAAUGAAACUAAGUAGGGGUGCUGCCAAAGACAGCCUCAAGCAACAGGGGCCUGUGUCCCUUGUGGGUACUGAGCCCCUCGGCAGCCCCCUAAAGGAGGAAACCAUACCUUGGAAUCCCCUUGUCCAUGGAGACAGUAUUCUUGGUUCCUCUCCCUCCUCCCAGGCCCAACAGCCUCUUACUGACUGUGGCCAAGGACCAGUCCUGUCACCACCCAGGGUGCUGGGCCCUGAGAACCCGCCUCUGGCCCCAAGGCCCUUUGCCUUUAACUGUACCACUGAUGAAACCUCCCCGGUGAGGCUGAGGAUGGGCUCUCCCCAAAACAAGGACGUGAAGGUCAGAAGAAGAGUUAGUGAGAAAGUACCAAGGCUAGGGAAGCAGCUCCCACCACAGCCCGAGAGACAGAGGGGCAUGCGCGCUGUGUUGCCCACAGAGCAGGACCCCUCCACCAGGCCCCAUCAGGGAGGUCUCAUCAGGAGGCCCACGCUGGCCAGAGAGCCUCCUGGACGCUCCUGCUCUGAGUCCACCCUCUACCCUGUGCCUUUCCUCGUCCCCCUAGUGGUGGCGCAGAGGGAAAGUUACCCAGCAUCUUCCCAAGCUCUCAUCCCUGUGCUCGGCUCAGCAGCCAGACGGAAGCAGCGCAGGUGGCAAUCCACUAUGGAGAUCUCAGACAAAACCCGUUCAGUCAGCCGACUCGGGCCCAGCUUGGGGUUCCCUAGGUCCCCAGCCAAGAGAGGAGGUGGUCCCGGGGCCCAGAGCAGGCCCACACUUGCCCGUCAGAAUGCCUGUGCGAGGAGUGAGUCAGACCCCUCUGAGCACUCCGCAGAGUGUGCCUCGCUCUUCCACUCUACCAUUGCCGAAAGCAGCGAGGACGAGGACGAGGAGGCGAGUGACCACACUGCCAACCGCUUCGGGGACGAGUCCAGCAGCAACGAUUCAGAAGGCUGUGUCCAGAGCAGCCGCUGCGGCCCGGCAAUAGGCAGUGCAGAGGCUGGGCAAGGGGAGUGGGCCUGGCCUCGGGCUCUGCCCCAGCAGUCCUCACGGGCUCCAGGAAGCACCAGGCCACCCUUGCCCCCUGUGCCCAAACUGUGCCGCAUCAAGGCCUCCAAGGCCCUGAAGAAGAAGAUCCGAAGAUUCCAGCCAGCAGCACUGAAGGUCAUGACCAUGGUGUGAUGCCAGCACUUCAGGACAAGCCUAGGACCCCAGAAGGUGCCAUGUGACGUGGUAUCCUGUGUCAUGUGAUGCGGUAUCCCAUGCCACGUGACAUGGUAUCCGGUGCCGUUGUGAUACAGGCGGAGGGUGGUACCAACCUGCUAUCUUGCUUAAGUUUUUCAGUCACCCUCACUGUGGUUGUGAGUCAUCUGGGGGGGACAUUCCCUCCAGCUAUCUUCAUUGCAUGAUCUCAGCCACAGGUUCGUUCCCCACCACACUGCCUGAUUUGUGGAUUGCAGUCUCUAAUAGGACAUUCCUCCCCAGAGACAUCUUAGAAACAUGGGGGUGGGGGACAGAUUUGCAUUUAACUCCAUAUUACAGUUGUAUGAACAAACACCUACACCGUGCUGCUGGUAGCGUUCCAAAUAAAAGAACCAUGUUUCC